Messenger RNA from Capsicum annuum, 1596 nucleotides. Its product is annotated as 1-aminocyclopropane-1-carboxylate oxidase homolog 1. The transcript is spliced from 3 exons. Lineage: Eukaryota; Viridiplantae; Streptophyta; Magnoliopsida; Solanales; Solanaceae. The record is from RefSeq and is a predicted model, not a curated record. The coding region runs from base 237 to 1367 and encodes 376 amino acids.
GGCUUUUCAAUGUGAAGGAAUCUGAUUCCAUAAAAACUAUAUAAAACAUAUCAACUGAGUAAGCAUCCCUAUUAUGUACUUAUUUUAUAAUGUAUAAAAGGGCAGCCCGAUGCACUAAGGCUUCUGCUGUGCGCAGGGUUUGUAGAAGAGCCGGACCACAAUGAUCUUUUCAUAACGUCUGAAAAAAAAACUUGAUUUCAUACUCAACAACAGAAUUUUCCUCUAGAAGGAGAAAAAUGGUUGUCUCAAGAAAUGAAAAAAUUGAGCAAGACGACAGUUCGGAAUAUGAUAGAAAAAGUGAAGUUCACGCCUUUGAUGAUUCAAAGACGGGAGUAAAGGGACUACUAGAUGCUGGUGUCACAAAGUUACCGCGUAUAUUCUUAAACAACCAGUAUGUGAGUGAAAAGAAAUCGGAUCCUGAUGUUAUAAGUGCUUUUAGCAUUCCGGUAGUAGAUUUUGAAGGCUUGGGCAAUAGUGCAGCUCAACGAGCUGAUAUAGUUCGAGAAAUAAAAGAUGCUUGUGAAAACUGGGGAUUUUUCCAGGUUGUCCGCCAUGAAAUCCCAUUAAGUAUCAUGGAGAAAGUACUACAAGGUGUCCGCCAGUUUCACGAGCAGGAUUCUGUUGUGAAGAAAGAGUUCUACUCACGUGAUAUCACGCGGAAGGUCACCUUCAAUAGCAAUUUUGAUCUACUCAAAUCCUUAGCAGCUAAUUGGAGGGACACCCUUUACUGUGUCAUGGCUCCUAAUCCUCCUGAACCUGAAGAAAUUCCCGAGGUUUUCAGAGAUGUUUUGAUCGAAUACACGGAAUACAUCAUGAAACUGGGACUUACUCUCUUUGAGCUACUUUCUGAGGCUCUACAACUCAAAUCAGAUCACUUGAAAGACAUGGAAUGUGCAGAGGGGCUUCUCGUAGCUGGCCAUUAUUAUCCGGCAUGCCCUGAACCAGAUCUCACUUUAGGCCUUAGCGGUCACACGGAUAGUGGCUUCUUGACUAUAGUAUUAGAGGAUCAAAUUGGUGGCCUCCAAGUCUUUCAUAAAAAUCAUUGGGUUGAUGUUCCUUUUUUGCCUGGAGCUCUAAUUGUGAACAUUGGAGAUCUUAUGCAGCUCAUCACAAAUGACAAGUUCAAAAGUGUUCUUCACAGAGUUCUGGCGAAAAAUGUAGGACCAAGAAUUUCAGUGCCAAGUUUUUUCAGAAUGCAUUUUCAAGAAGGCAGUGAGUCAAGAAUAUAUGGCCCGAUUAAGGAGUUGUUAUCUGACGAAAAUCCUCCAAUGUACAGGGAAACAAACAGAAAAGAGUAUGUCACACAUCUAUACAACAAAGGGCUCGAUGGAACUUCGUUAUUGUCACCUUUCAGAUUGCAGAAAUAGUCAAACUGAUUUGCAGAUAUGUUUCACCAUCUUCUCAGCUUUCUACUUGGUGUUAAACAGAUUCAGAUACGAUAAGGAAUGAAUUUAUCCAUUGGGAUAUUGUGUGUGAAAAGGCUUUUCAUUAUAAUCUUGUACACUUAUUAUCAUCCUGCUGUUCUUGAUGAUUGCAAUCUCACACUUUCAUUUGGAAUUACUACUAUAUUACUCCCUCCGUCACUUUCAUAUGUCA